GGGAGGCCCGGGGCGAGGGGGGAUGGGCGCGAGAAGUGGGUUGGGUGACAAGGUGGAAGGGCAGAGCCAGCAGAGGGAUCGGGAGUUGGCUGGCGAGCUGCGCCAGAGGCAGGUGCCAGCUGAGAGUGGGCGGAGGGGCGGGCGCUGGGCCAGACGGGGGAGGCCCGGCGUUACCUCUGCCUCUAGGAGUCGGGCGCGCAGACGGGCUUGCCCGGAGAAGCCGGGGGCACGGGCGUCCCCGCCACCCGCAGAAGGGGCCGCGGGAACAGUCGCAGCAGCCGCCGAGCGACAGCAUCCUCUGGAGAGACGCCCCAGGCUCUGCAGCCGCCUCCCUCCUCCGGGGGCGAGCGCCGCCGCCUGCUCCCUGCGCUCCUGCUCGUCGCCGCCCCCUGCCCCGCCGCCCGUCCGCCCGCGGGGGGCAGCCAGCACCCGCGCCCCUGGCCGUUCACCUGCCGCGGGCUCCGGGGCGGGCGGGCGCGGGGCAGAGAAGGUGCGAGAAACAGGAACCCGAGAGACACCAUCCCCUGGUCUACACUCCACGCGGAGAGGAACUCCCGCCAACACCACGAGCCCCCGCGCGCCCUGCACCCGGCUCCCAAGUUCAGGGGCGACACCUCUCAAAGCGGGGCUAUCCCGCGCGGUGAGCAUUCCGGCCCCAUCGGGCCGGACUCCAGGCGACCCACUGCGCCCAGCGCCCUCCCGGGUCCCCGGCGAGGCCAUGCCCGGGCUGCGCCGGGACCGCCUGCUGACCCUGCUGCUGCUGGGCGCGCUGCUCUCCGCCGACCUCUACUUCCACCUCUGGCCCCAGGUGCAGCGCCAGCUGCGGCCCCGGGAGCAGCCGCGGGGCUGCCCGUGCGCCAGCCGCGCCUCCUCCCGGGCCCCGGACUCCGCCGCAGCCUUCUCGGACCCCCACGCGGCCGCGCACAACUUUUCCCGAGGCGGGACCCCGGCGGAGCAGGACGGUGGCGGCCGCAGCGGCCCGCGCUCCAAGCUGCAGGCCCUCUUCGCCCACCCGCUGUACAAAGUCCCGGAGGAGCCGCCUCUCCUCGGGCCCGACGACGUGCUCCUGGCCAGCCAGGAGGCGCUGCGGUAUUACCGGAGGAAGGUGGCCCGCUGGAACAGACGACAAAAGGUGUACAAGGAGCAGCUGAACCUCACUUCUUUGGACCACCCACUGCAUCUCCAAUUAGAGGCCAGCUGGGUCCAGUUCCACCUGGGGAUCAACCGCCACGGGCUGUACUCCCGGUCCAGUCCUGUCGUCAACAAACUCCUCCACGACAUGAGUCACUUUCCCACCAUCAGCGCUGAUUACAGUCAGGACGAGAAAGCCUUGCUUGGGGCGUGUGACUGCAGCCAGAUUGUGAAACCCAGUGGGGUCCACCUCAAGCUGGUUCUGCGGUUCUCGGACUUCGGGAAGGCCAUGUUCAAACCCAUGAGACAGCAGCGAGAUGAAGAGACGCCUGUGGACUUUUUCUAUUUCAUUGACUUCCAGAGACACAACGCUGAGAUUGCCGCUUUCCAUCUGGACAGGAUUCUGGACUUUCGACGGGUGCCACCAACAGUGGGGAGGCUAGUCAACGUGACCAAGGAAAUCCUGGAGGUCACCAAGAAUGAAAUCCUGCAGAGCGUUUUCUUUGUCUCUCCAGCCAACAACGUGUGCUUCUUUGCCAAGUGUCCAUACAUGUGCAAGACGGAAUAUGCUGUCUGUGGCAACCCGCACCUGCUAGAGGGUUCCCUCUCCGCGUACCUGCCAUCCCUCAACCUGGCCCCCAGGCUGUCUGUGCCCAACCCCUGGAUCCGCUCCUACUCGCUGGCAGGAAAAGAGGAGUGGGAGGUCAAUCCACUUUACUGCGACACAGUGAAACAGAUCUACCCGUACAACAGCAGCAACCGGCUCCUCAACAUCAUCGACAUGGCCAUCUUCGACUUCUUGAUAGGAAAUAUGGACCGUCACCAUUAUGAGAUGUUCACCAAAUUUGGGGAUGAUGGGUUCCUUAUUCACCUUGACAAUGCCAGAGGGUUUGGACGACACUCCCAUGACGAAGUUUCCAUCCUCGCGCCGCUGUCCCAGUGCUGCAGGAUAAAAAAGAAAACGCUUUUGCACCUGCAGCUGCUGGCCCAGGCCGACUACAGACUCAGUGAUGUUAUGCGGGAGUCACUGCUGGAAGAUCAGCUCACCCCUGUCCUCACAGAGCCCCACCUCCUUGCCCUGGAUCGGAGACUCCAAAUCAUCCUAAAGACAGUGGAGGGUUGCAUAGAGGUCCAUGGAGAGCACAGUGUCAUAGCCAAUGGCCCAGCAGAACAGUCGGCCCCAGACUCUGGCCAGGCUAACUUGACAAGCUAGGGGCUGGACAAGUCCAAGCUCCAGGAAGCUACACCUGGAGCCAGCAGCGGACUCUCGAGGGUGAACCUCACUCAUGUCCCCCAUCAAUGCUGCAGGUUCUGAGUCAUGAGCUCAGACAGCAGGGAGGACACUGGGAUGAUUCUAGAAGAGCAAAAGAAAUGGGAUCCACUGAUCUUUCUUCCUUGGUGCACUGCAUCUCCAGUGGACUGCCUUGGCUGCUUCUUUCCCAGACAGCACUGCUUCAUCAAGAACACAGAACAUCUCCUGAGCCCACUGGGAAAUCUGGAUAUGGCUCAGGUUUAGAAGCGUUGUUCCCAGAAGAGAGUAUUAACUGUAACAAAUAAAAGGACAUCAAGUGGA
Ceratotherium simum simum (southern white rhinoceros) is the source of this 2704-nucleotide messenger RNA. It is a transcript of the gene FAM20A, whose product is annotated as FAM20A golgi associated secretory pathway pseudokinase. Gene Ontology annotation, molecular function: protein serine/threonine kinase activator activity. NCBI's taxonomy places the organism in Eukaryota, Metazoa, Chordata, Mammalia, Perissodactyla, Rhinocerotidae. Gene Ontology annotation, cellular component: Golgi apparatus. The record is from RefSeq and is a predicted model, not a curated record. Gene Ontology annotation, biological process: enamel mineralization.